Molecule: messenger RNA, 2191 nt
Organism: Thamnophis sirtalis
Lineage: Eukaryota; Metazoa; Chordata; Lepidosauria; Squamata; Natricidae
Source: RefSeq, a predicted model, not a curated record
AUGGCUACGCAUGCUCCACCAACUCCAUAUGAUCCAACUACCGAGCACUGGGAAUCAUGUUACGAUUCGAGUGUUUCCUCGAGGCGAACGAUCUCACGGAUCCUGAAGCCUGUAAGAAGAACAUGUUCCUGGGUUACUGUGGCUGGGAAGUGCUCAAAACUGCAAAAAACCUCUCAGAACCAAUUCCAAGCUGUGUCCUGGUCUGCCCUGCAACAAACACUGAAGACUCCCUACACGUCCAAGCCAUCUAAAUAUGUUCACUGGCAGGAAUUCAACAUCAGGAACCAGAAGGAGAGCAAAUCCAUCAAUGAGUAUGUAGCAGCGCUCCAAAAAGCCGCAGCUUACUGUGAGUUCCGAGACCUGGACGAGCUGAUUUUGCACACCUCAAGACGCGUGGAAGAGUACCCAUACAUGCUGGUAUCUCUUGACUGUUCAGGUGCUGAGUCUCAGUUGAGCCAUACUCCUCUGCCAGUGCCUGCCACCUUCAGGGAAACAGAAUGCAGUUUUUCCAUCAAAAAGACCCGCCAACCACUCAGCUAUACCCUUCCUCCACGACCACGUCACAAGAGUACAUUAACUGUGAGCCGAAUUUUCUCUGACCGCCGUCUGCAGCCUUGGACCAAGCUCCAGCCACGUAGUGUUUCCUUUCAUGACUUGCACAAGCAGAAAUCGCCUCUACAUAGUCAUCUAUAUGAUGCCUCUAAAAGAGAGUUGUUUUUCAAGCAAUGUUUUCAGAAACUCAGCUGUUUGGGACGAGGAUCUUUUGAGGAAGUAUGCAAGCUAAGGGGUCAUCAAGUAUGGUCUUGUGAAAAUGGUCAGUUGUAUGCAGUGACGCGUUCUGUGGAGCCUUUCCGGAGUGAGGGUGACAGGCAGCACAAAUUGGCUGAGGUGCACAAGCAUGAGCAUGUGGGGCACAAUCCCAACUGUGUGAGCUUUGUACAGCAAGAGGCAUUGGGAAGAAUUAAUCCCAAGUAUAUCAGCAUUAACGCAGAUGGUCUUGGCAUAACUAACCUAGAAAUUAUGUGUAAUAUGGAGCUCCCUAAUGGAGGUGAGGGCUGGUAGCAGCUUUGACAGGGUUAUUUGCCCCCUGAAUUCACUGCAGGUGAGCAGCAGUAAAGGGGACACAUCUCUGUGUUAUCUACAGUGCAAGUAUUCUGCUGGAAAUCUUAAAAAGCAAACUGAAAAGUAGAAUGAUCAAGUGAAGCUGAUAUGAAAAAUUCAAUAUGCCACACAAUUAAAGAUAGGUGAUUGGCUCUUCCUAUACAUUUCAGAUAUCUUGGCGAAAAAGUGUGUGGUUAGUGCAGUCUGGGAUCCAUCAGGGCAUCUCCAUGUACAAGGUAAGCAUGAAUUUAGCCAUUUGCAGUUUUUGGAUAGGUACCGUGUUUCCCUAAAAAUAAGACCCAACCAGAAAAUAAGCCCUAGCAUGUUUUUUCAGGAUGCUCAUAAUAUAACUCCCACCCCCAAAAUAAGCCCCAGUUAAGAUUGUCAGCCCUGGGUAGGGGGGGAGCACCAAUGUCCAGCUGCUGCUGCAGCCUGCCGGCCCCUUGGCCAGCACACUCUGGGGCUGUGCAGCCCAUGCAGUGCAGGUGAGUCUGAGCGCUGCAACUGCCGUGCUGGCACUCUUGACUUUUGAACAUGCUGAUAUGAUGUACCCAAUAAAGAAGAUCUUUGAAAAAGCAACAGCCUCAGAGUCUUGAACUAAUUGGGAGCAUUGCUUGGAACCAUGACACUAAGCCAACUCUCUUCUAUCUUAUCAAAACUACGGGACUCCUGAGCCCCAGCCCUCCGCCCGUUUCGAGGGAAGGGAAAUUCUCAGGAAGAGAUGGCUGAGAAAAGGGGAGGAGAGGCUGCCAGCAAACCAGUGGAGGACCCAGGAACCUCACAGGCUGGAGCCCAGGGGAGCGAGAUCACCCAGCUGAUUGUCAUGCGACCAAAGCUGCGAUCGGGGAAGCCUGACCAGACAGAGCUGCAUGGAGAAGCAGCGACUGGGGGAAUCCCCUACCUCACAGCAGACAAAUUCUGGUGGAGGAGGACACCCAGUGCAGCAGAGAUCAAGCUCCCCGUGGCUGCGCCCAUGUACACGGGGGCCCAACCUGUAAAGUGGAGGGAGAAAAGGGCUGUAGAUUGGGAGAGUGUGGAGAUAUUUGACUGUGCUCCGGAGCACUUCGGUGGAGCAGCUGAGAGUGCAUUU